Molecule: messenger RNA, 1230 nt
Organism: Ogataea philodendri
Lineage: Eukaryota; Fungi; Ascomycota; Pichiomycetes; Pichiales; Pichiaceae
Exons: 3
Coding region: 1-1230 (409 amino acids)
Biological process (GO): L-cysteine catabolic process
Molecular function (GO): ferrous iron binding; cysteine dioxygenase activity
Source: RefSeq, a predicted model, not a curated record
AUGACGGUGGAAAGCGAGCUCGACUUGGGCCAGCUGCGCCGGCUGUUUGACGACCAGCUCAACACGGGCACCGUUCUCAAGACGUCGGAUAUCGACCACAAGGCCCUGAUGAACCUGAUGGCCCGGUACACCUCGAAUCGAGCGGACUGGGCAAAAUAUGCUUUUACAGACGACACGGUCGCAUACACCCGCAACGGCGUCGACAGCUUUGGCCCGAACGGGAACCUGUUGUUGCUCGUGUGGAACCCUGGCCGCUGGUCGGCUAUCCACGAUCACGCCGGGGCGCACUGCGUGAUGAAGAUCCUGGCUGGAGAGCUCACUGAAGAGGUGAUUGAGGAGUCGACUUUACGCACUACACAGAUCAACACAUACGUCGAGAACGAUGUCGCACAUAUAGAGGACAGCAUCGGGCUGCAUAGAAUCGCAAACCAGUCAAAUACUCCCGCUGUGAGCCUGCACUUGUACACUCCUCCAUACGCCGAGGUGUACGGGUGUAACGUUUUCGAGGACGGAAAGAAACAGCAUGUGGAGAUGAGUCUUUACAGCAACCAGGGCCAGCUGACGCGGUUGCCAGAGCACAGUGUCUCUUUGUUUGGGGACAACGAGCACGUCUUCGGUCGACUCGACGGUCUCGUUGGUGGUCUCUCCGACCAUCGACUCCAUGGACUCGUUGCCGGGUUGUUCCGCCAGGUCCGUGACGGACCCGUUGAAUUGAUCGUACUCGAGUUCAAGAUCGGAAAACAUGUUAUUAUUUAUUUAUUUCAAAUUAUUUUUUCGCGUUACACAGUGGUGCUUAGUGUCACGGUAGCAACGGUGACAGUCAAAGUUUGGGUGGUUGUUGGAGGGGUGUACGACGCAAAAGCGGACGGAGUGAACGACGUGACCGACGGGGUGGACGAGCUCGAGGAGCUGGACGUGGUGGAAGAGGACGACGAGGACGCGGACGUGGUGGAGCUCGAGCCUGUCGUGGACGUACUCGACGAAAGACUCUCCACAUUCGACGUCAUGACCAGGUCCCCUGUGAUGGUAGCUUUGGCGUUCUGCACGGUCUGGCUCGUCGAACUGCUAGAGCUGCUAGAGCUGCUGGAACUGGUCUCGGUGGUCUCACUCGUCUCACUCGUCUGGCUUGACGGACUGGCCUCGUCGGUCUGGCUCACCGCAACCUCGUACGACGUGGUGUAUGUCACUUGUCCAGUGAUGGUCUGGUCCGGAGAAUCGGUGCUGGUAUAA